Necator americanus (New World hookworm) is the source of this 849-nucleotide messenger RNA. RefSeq lists its product as uncharacterized. NCBI's taxonomy places the organism in Eukaryota, Metazoa, Nematoda, Chromadorea, Rhabditida, Ancylostomatidae. The coding region runs from base 1 to 849 and encodes 282 amino acids. The record is from RefSeq and is a predicted model, not a curated record. The transcript has 3 exons.
AUGUGGAUGGUCGUCUACUAUCCUGAUUCCAACCGCUAUUGCGUUCUCGAACGCACCCAGAUCGCCGAAAACGAAAUCGUAGUCGGUAGCUGUGUUACGGUUGUGAAUAGUGCGCAAGUACUAUUCAUUAACUCCAGUAAAACUGUCUGCGAUAAAGAAUGUGAUAACAUUCGAAAAAAGUCUGCACCUUCAGAAAAAACUGGUUGUGAUUCUACGCCAGAUAUUCCCAGUUCUUCAAAUGACUCAAAAAUAGAUGCCAUACUCUCGUACAUGUCACGAAUUGACUCAAAUCUUCGAGAAGUUUCUACGAGGCAGAAAGAAAUGCAACAGAAUGUUGAGUUCAUUAAAACUAAGAUAGAACAUUUGGAGCAGUCUGAAAAAUCCUUAAAGGUUGUUGUCCAGGAGUUAUUGCUCCAUGUCCUAGCACCUUCCGAAGUUUCUACAGCCUUAACCUAUCCGUAUAAUCUCACAAAAGAAAAGGUGGAUGAUAUAUACCAGGCGAAACGUUCUGCAACAGCAUUCGCUCGUGCAGUGGAAAGGGAACUUUUUAUCCAUGAUGAUGACAAGGAUACAAAUCUGGAUAAACGCAAUGCUCAAGAGAAGGUGCGCUGGCUACGUGAAUUAAUUCGAUGCCGUUACCCGAGUUCAACGCCUACCGCCGAAGCAUCACUUUGGUCUGCUUGUCAAAUAGCAAUCAAUGAUUAUCACCGUAAGAAACGAAAACGAGACGGACCUUGCGCCGAUUCUGCAAGAGAAACACGUAGCCAAAAUGGUUUUUGUCCGGACGAAUGUAGACCAAGUGCAAAACGUGCGCAUAUGUUCGAGAUUUCAUCUGACGAGGAGGUAUAA